This is a messenger RNA of Paramecium pentaurelia, 1334 nucleotides long. The record is from the annotation of a GenBank genome assembly. Lineage: Eukaryota; Ciliophora; Oligohymenophorea; Peniculida; Parameciidae.
AUGAUAUUUUCAUUUUUACUAAUCUAAUUUGCACAAGGAAUCAUCACUGAAUGCUCAGGAGAGGUUACUUAGUUUUCAAAUUAAGUAUCAGGAUUUAAUUGCUAAAAUGGAUACACAUCUACAAUUAAUUUUCCAGACUCUUUUUCAAACAUACCAAAAUUAAUCUUUUAUCCCAGUCUUUUUGAUUUUGCUUCUGUUUCCUCAUCUUAACCUACUGCUAAAAUUGACAUUGUAAGUGUAACAUUAACAGGUAAAGAUAAUAUUUAACGUAGAUUUUCAAAUCAAAUUAACAUGUCCCUAUUAAAGAAUAAAUACUUAUACUCUCAGGUGGUAUGCAAUUGAUGAUCAACGCUUAAUCGUCAUUAAUGAGUUUAAUUUAAAUCCUAUAGGUGCUAAAUCAUUUACUUUUCAAAAUCCAAAUAUAAAAAAAGCAAUUCUUUCAAUUUUAGGGAUUGGAUAUAAAGCAUCAUUUGAUAUGGGUCUAUCUGUAUGAUAUAUCAUAAUAUAAUAAUAGAUAGCUGAUUUAACUUCUACAUCAGUAACUGUAAAUUAUUAUAGUUUGAAUGCCAAUUUUCUUUUCCUUGGGUAUUAAUUAAUUUUGGGAACUGAUGAAAUUAUCACUUAUAUUGAUCAAAUUUAAUCCACAAGUGUAUAUACAAGUCCACAAUAUCCUGUUAAAUCUAAUAGUUAUUUUAUAUUAGGUUUUAGCUAAUUAUAAUAAGGGUAAAAUAAUGGUGUCAUUACAUUAAAAGCAACAAUUAAUUAAGGUGCCUCUGUUGUUGACUAUGCUAUUUCAAGAUGUAAGAUAUAAAUUUAUUGAAAUAGGGGGCUCUGGAAUUUAUGCUCGUAAUACAAUCUCAUCAUAUUGGUUAAAAUACACUGUUGAUAAUCCCUUUUUAGCAAUGGAAUGUUUUACUGUUAGAAUUAGCAAAUUAUUUGAAAUGAAUUCAGAUUAGAAACCAGCUUUUCAGUUGGAAAUUUUUGAGAUCAAUAAAAUAGUUAAUACAAUAGGAUCAGAAUAUAUUUUACUUAAUGAAUCAAUUACAUUACUGAAUAUUCAUGUUUAUUACAAAUGUCCAUCAAAUAAUAAAAAAGUCCAUAGUAAACUGAAUAAAUGUAAUAGUUGUAGUGGAUCUAAUAAGAUUUAUAACUUAAACCAUUAUUGUCAUGGAUCAAUUAAUACAAUUAAUAUCUAUGCUAAAUUCAAAGCAUAAUCAAAUUAUAAAGAAUUAACCUUAACUACAACAAGUAAUGGUAUAACUAUUGUAUAAAAAUUAACUAAUAAAAUUAUCACAUAAGAAACUAUAUUAUUUGUAGAAUUUUUAGAUGUAUGA